CUCAAACUGCUCCUUCAACCAGCAGCAUCCUUGUGCUCUCAUGCUUUGGCGAGCGUGAUCUCAGUCUCCAUCAUUUUGGCUUUCAUGUGUGCUGCAUUUCAGGACCUGAGCUUUAACAAGUCCUGACGGCUUUUUUUGAACUCACCCCUGGAGGCUUACUUGAGUUAAACAAGGAUUGCACAGAUUCGUCAGGGCUAACCUGUCUUGACCAAAGAUCCAGACAAAAGCUGCACCAUGAAGGCACUUUUACUGCUCACCCUACUGACGCUGUGUCAUACGAAACCAUACAAGCCAAUCAACGUCAUGGAUUUCAUGAAGAAUAAUGAAAUCAUGCAACAAGACUUGGGUGAUGAUGAUGAUGAUGACGAUGGUGAUGAUGACGAUUACGCUGAAUACGACGAUAACUUUGUUUCAGACUGUCCCGAAUGGUGCCGGUGCUCAAAGAGAGUUCUGCAGUGCUCAGAUCAGGGUCUGACCAAAGUGCCAAAGGACAUUCCAGCAAACACGGUGCUCAUCGAUCUCCAAAACAAUGACAUAACCGAAAUCAAGGAAGAUGAUUUCAAGGGCUUGGUUAAUCUCUAUGCCCUGUUUCUGCUCAAUAACCAAAUAUCGAAAGUUCAUCCAAAGGCCUUUCGCAACAUGGACAAACUCAAGAUUCUCCACCUAUCAUACAAUGAGCUGACACAAAUCCCUGACAACCUUCCCAAGGGCAUUCAAUCAUUGAGACUGCAUGACAACAAGAUCAGCAGAAUCCCAAAAGGAGCAUUUAAAGGAAUGCAAGACCUAAAUGUUUUAGAGCUGAGUGCAAAUCCAAUUGCAAACAGCGGGAUUGAGCCAGGGGCUUUUGAUGACAUGGCAACUCUCUACUUGAGGAUAGCUGAAUCAAAGCUUACAGCUGUGCCUAAAGAUCUCCCAUCUUCCCUCACCGAACUUCACUUGGACUAUAACAAGAUUGGCAAAUUAGAAGCAGAGGAUUUUUUGCGAUUAAGAAGUCUACAAAGGUUGUGGCUCGAUUUCAAUCAAAUAAAGUAUGUGGAGAAUGGAACUUUCACUGGCACUCCCAAAAUCAGAGAAAUUCAUUUGGACAACAAUAAACUGAAAAAAGUUCCUCCAGGCUUGAACACCCUGAAAUAUUUGCAGGUGAUGUAUCUACAUGCCAACAGCAUCAGUUAUGUUGGAGUAAAUGACUUUUGCCCAUCGAGAGCCCGGGCAAAGAAGACUCUCUUCACUAGGAUCAGUUUAUUUGCCAACCCGGUGAAAUACUGGGAGAUUCAACCGCCAACUUUCCGGUGCAUAUCCAGCCGCAAUGCAGUGCAACUGGGCAAUCAGAGAAAGUGAGCUGAGUGCUUCUUACCAACGCAAACCAUCUUUCCACUGGAGGGCAGUAUUUUUAAGAAAUAUUAAGCUGGUCAGACACUUUAUCCUAAUGCAAUACAAUAUUCUUUCAUGCCAUCACGGUGCUGUACGGAACCUAAUUUAACCCUUAAUCGAAAGCAUCAUAUCUGCAGAUACUUGAAUUUGGUGAGGAUUUUGAUGACAUUACAGGACACCUAUUUGGACAUUCUGCCAGGAUAUCAAGUACGAGUGAAUUGGGCUUGUUUUGAAAUCAACAACACUGUAUGCAAUAAAAAAAUUGGUUUUCAUAGUUAUUGUUUACAUGGAAUUCCUGGGUUAUAGUCCCCUGGGUGAAAAAUCUAAUCACUUAUUUUUAGAUUUUCCCAAUGUAUUGAAGGUUUAUAAAUGCUUGCUUGCUUAAACAAACAACAAUCAAGAAUGAAAGAAAAAGAAAUAAAAUUUACCAGUUUGUUCAUUAUUUUUGAGAAACUAAGAAUUAAAUACUUUUGUAUUUUAGAAAAUGGGCAUUAUUCAUUGGUACUUUUUAACUAUUUUAGUGAUUUUUCUAAGGAAUCUAAAGUCUAACAGAAAAUGUCAUACAACAAAAUUCUAAAAUUAAUUUUCAAUAUUGCAUGCUAACUGUUGUGUAACUUUUUAUUUAUGGUAUAGUUUUCUCUUGAAUAUUAUAUGGACAGACAUUCUGUCAGAUCUGACCACCUGGUUGUUUGCAGUUUACAAAACAGCUUCCCUGUUUUGCAGAACUUACUGUAAUUGCAACAAAAGCUUGUUAACCAGCAGUGCUGUCACGUGUAUCCAAUUCAGAUGUUACCAACAGCUUCUUUAGAAAAAUAAAUAAAAAUCAUGUUUUGUGGUCAGUAAAUCUUGCAAGCCUCAGAACGUUUAAGAAUGUGCACAUUUGUCCAGCAUUAAGACAAAACACCAGCAGAUGGAGACUUCAGUGUAGGAUUUGACUUGUUCUUCAGGACAGGUGAAAACCCAACUGGAUAAUUCAAUAUAACCGAACCUCUGAACCUCCAGAAAGAUGAAAAGACAUUGGGUUUAAUAUACCCAGAUGAUAGUGAUGUUUUGUUGAAAUCAGGUUAACUGUAUAUUCAUUAUGUUAUUGUAUGUUUUUUUAAUAAAUGUGAAC
This is a messenger RNA of Myxocyprinus asiaticus (Chinese sucker), 2485 nucleotides long. Its product is annotated as asporin-like. The record is from RefSeq and is a predicted model, not a curated record. The coding region runs from base 235 to 1338 and encodes 367 amino acids. NCBI's taxonomy places the organism in Eukaryota, Metazoa, Chordata, Actinopteri, Cypriniformes, Catostomidae. Gene Ontology annotation, molecular function: protein binding. The transcript is spliced from 8 exons.